ACGAUCUACUUAACUAGGCGCGAAGCGAUCAAUAAAGAAAGGAACAAAGAAAAAAAGGGCAAAGAUUCCCUCUCUCUCCCCGUGAAUAAAUUCUCAUUUUCUCACUCAUCAAACACACAAACACACCCCAACAAAACACAAACACCACACACUUUCUCUAAUGUAACAAGAGUUCGCGCUGGAGACGUAGAAAGAACGUUUGCGUUUCCGAUUUUGGGUUUCGUCGCUGAAAGCGAUCGAAACGGAGCCCUAGGUUUCCUCAUCCAUGGAGUCCCCACCUCUCCCCAGUUACAUCCAUCAGAAAUCCAAGAAAAGGGUUUUUCCUGGGAGUAGUUCGUCGUAUAUGGACCCUGAGGUUGUCGAAAUCUCUCCCCCGAGAGUUUGGAGUUCGAAAUCCAAUUCGCUUAAACAGAAGGAGGUUUUUCACCAUGAAGUAAUUGAUAUUGACAUGGAUGAAGAUUCUGGAGAUGUUAUGCUUGUUGAUGAGAAAGUUGAUACACAUAACAAAGGGAAGGAAGCUUUGGCCGAUAUUUCAUAUAGUCAUAGUAAUUCAGCAAAGCCUGCAUCAGUGGGUGGAGUCCAGUCUUCUAAGAAGAACUCUGUCCCAGGGCCGCCUAAUUCUUUUAAUUUAGAAGGUUUCAGUCAUGAUUUUUCUUACGGUGAUGAUGAGUAUAUGGAUAUGUAUCAUGAUGAUUUAACAUAUGAUGACAAAUAUACAUUUCUGCAAGCCCAUUUUGAUUGCAUGGAUAUUCCUCCUGGAGUUGAGGCUCCCAUUCCUUGGUUCUCUGAUCAUGACCAGGAUAAAAAGAAUCCAACUAUUGCAGGCAGUUCUAACCAUUCAACUGUUUCGAUCCAAUUGGAUUCCCCCGGGGCACACCCAUCAUAUUCUUUGGUGUUACCAGAACUUUCCCAGACUGGAAAAAAGUUGUCUUCCAUGAGCAGUUCCAGUUUGGAAACCCAAAUGGACACUCUGAGUCACCCUUAUGGGGUGGUGCUGUCUCCUCCUUGGUCAUUACCAGAAUCUGCUCAAAAUAAGAAGAAAGCAGCUGAGUCAACUAGUUCAACUCAUUUGAGUUCACAAACAGAAAAGGGUGCAAUGAAUCUUCCAUCUGGAUUUAAAUCUUGGUGCAUGCCAGGAUUUUCGCACAAUAAAAAGAAGCCUCCUGUUUCUGGUAGUACAACUAAUUAUACCUCACUUAAGCAACCGGGCAUUAUGAAGCUCUCUUCUGGAAUGGACCCAUCUAGUAGGGGAUCUCAUAUUCGCAACAGACGUAAGAAGCCCGUUGGUAAUGGUAAUCCAAACUUUUCAGCAUUUCCAGCAACGGGCACAAUGAGUCUUCCUCCUGGAGUAGAUGCAUAUAUGUCUGGAUGGCAGGGUUCUCCUGCGUUUAUGAACCAACCACCUUUUAUUAGUGAUGGUAUCCAUAACUCAUCUGAUGCUGUGCAUCUCUAUUCUGGAAAAAUGUUAUAUUUAGGCCCCCUGGGAUCCCAGGAUCCUGGCUGAAGAUCAAAAGAAGUGUAGACUGCUGCAGGAAGUUCAACUGUCCCACUUGGGUCAACAUCUAACCUCGAAAAAUAUGGGAAUGAAGAUGAUAUUCUGAAGAAAUUCGAACUUUUUAAACAAUUUGAUACCGUUCCUGAUCAUUCGGACCAUCAGUAUUCUAGCAAAGGUUCUUCAGUGAAGCAGCCAUCAAAGAAUUGGGCAAAGAAAAUACAGGAUGAGUGGAGGAUCCUUGAGAAAGAUUUGCCAGAUACAAUAUUUGUCAGGGUUUACGAAUCAAGGAUGGACCUUUUGAGGGCUGUAAUUGUAGGAGCGGAGGGGACUCCCUACCAUGAUGGUCUCUUCUUCUUUGAUGUUUUCUUCCCUAGUGGUUAUCCGAAUGUCCCACCGCUUGUCUACUAUCAUUCUGGUGGUCUUCGAAUCAAUCCAAAUUUGUAUAAUUGUGGAAAAGUAUGCCUCAGCCUUCUUAACACCUGGAGUGGUAGUCAAAAUGAAAAGUGGAUCCCGGGUGUAUCGACCAUGCUACAAGUUCUGGUGUCCAUACAGGGGAUAAUCUUGAAUGCAAAGCCCUACUUCAAUGAGCCUGGAUUUGCUAGAAUGAGUGGAUCUGCAAACGGAGAAAAGAACUCUCAGCAGUACAAUGAAAAUACAUUUAUACUAUCGCUGAAAACAAUGGUGUACACCAUGAGGAGGCCACCAAAGCAUUUUGAGGACUUCGUCAUUGGACAUUUCUUCAAACGUGCUCAAGAUAUUCUAGUGGCAUGCAAGGCGUACAUGGAUGGUGCUCAAGUGGGGUGUCUCGUGAAAGGCGGGGUUCAGGAUCUUGAUGCAGGUGACAAGAGCUGCUCGCAGUAUUUCAAGGAUACAUUGGCUAGCCAUAUGUCUUUGCUUGUGCAAACAUUUUCACAAAUCGGGGCAAAAGACUGCGAGAAAUUCCUUCCCAUGGCAGAGAAUGGAAACAGUCAGGUCCCCUCUGUGCCGCCCAUGGCUGCAAAUUAUUAUUGCUGAUAAGAAGGCAAUUUUGAGACAUCGGUUAUGCAUAAUUCUGCAUGCAAGACAUACAUUAUGCAAAUUUAGAUUUGAGUUUUUCAUUUGAUAGUUGAGACUUAAAAUUAUGGAUUUUGUCAUGUUAUAACCCUAGAAUGCUUUAGUAUAUGUUACGAUAAUGUAUAUAGGUGUUGAUAUUUAUGGUGGGGUUUACAUUCUAGUUUUAUUAUUGGUCAAUGGUUGGCAAGAUGGAAUGGCUCUUAUCCUAUU
This is a messenger RNA of Camellia sinensis, 2758 nucleotides long. RefSeq lists its product as uncharacterized. Lineage: Eukaryota; Viridiplantae; Streptophyta; Magnoliopsida; Ericales; Theaceae. Gene Ontology annotation, molecular function: ubiquitin conjugating enzyme activity. The record is from RefSeq and is a predicted model, not a curated record.